AUGAGCGAGGUAAAGGAGGCGAGCGGAGCGACUCCGCCACGCCCGCGGCAGAUUCCUGCUGCGCUGCGGCCAUUACAUUGGAUGGGUAUUCCCCAGGGCGUGCUCACAUGGCAACCCAAGUUGCCCUCGCGCAAUUGGACCAUCUUUUGGACGUGUCUCGGCUCAUUCACUUUUUUGUACUACUAUGAUAGGAAAGAGUGCCGCAGGAUUCGUGCAGAGUACGUUGAACGUGUACGUGGUCUAUCAGAGGAGGUGAUGCAGCCGUCCGAGCUACCGCGCAGGGUGCAAGUGUACACGGCCAAGUAUCCUGGCGACGACGACUACGAAGCCGGUGUCCAAUAUUUCAAGCGGUACGUCAAGCCUGUGCUUGUCGGAGCCGCUGUGGAUUAUGAGAUCGUGAGUGGUACGCGUCUCGGCGGCCUUGCGCGCGACUUGCGCGACAGGAUCCACUCGCGCCGACGAAACUUGGCCGGUGUGCAGCCGUGGGAUAACAAGUUGGGUGCGGCUGCUCUGCCGUUUUCGCUUACCCCCGCCCAGGCACUGCAGCGCGAGCUGGAUGGAGCAGUGGUGCUUAUUGGCCGCCCUGCGCUGAAAGAAUGGGCAUGGGCUCUGAAAGAAGGCUGGGGUACAUUUAUUCCCGCCGAGCCCAUUGACCGCGACCAGCAGCUGGCGGAGUUGUUGAGCGAGGACAAUGCAUUUGACGAGAUCUUCAAGGAGGAUGUGGACAACGCAGAUGCAGAAGUGCCGCUCGAAAAGCCCGCGGCGCCGUCGCAAGGCUUUAUGCUUCCCUCGAAAGUCGCGUUCCAAGGGGCCAAACGCAGUCUUCCCAUGGGCGUGCCGGAUGCUGCGACGAGCCAGAGCCCUGUCCCCGAAGGCACCACGCCAGCACCCGCGCCCGAACUCCCUCCGAUGCUUCCGAUGCCCGCCCAGCCCCCUAUCUGUUUUGUGGACUUUACUGACCUGGUCGGUUUCCGCAAUAUCCCAAGGACCAUGGUUAAUUUUUUCAAUAGGCGCAAAGAAGUGCGCAAUGGUGGCGAAGCCGGCCUGGCGAUUGUGCUCGGGAACAAGAACGAUGCGCGCGAGUUUGAUGUGCGACCGCGCGGUACCGUUCCUUCUGAACCAUUGCAAGGCGGCGAUUUGGACUGGGGCGUGGAGGAAGAAGCGUUUUACAGGCCCAAGUUUCACCGCACGUUGGAGAUCAUUGCGAAAGAGCGCGAGCGCUAUUACAAUGUCCUGCGCGAGGAGCUAUCUGCGAGUCGUGAACUGGCGCGGGGAGAACGCGAGCCUACACGGUCGGAAAAGUACGAGAGGCCGCGCGGCGAGGUGGAACUUCGGCAAGACCGAUUCCAACACGAGCGCGACUGGCGCAAUACGGAGAUGGGGUAUGAGAUUGCGAAGACGGGUGUCGGCGUUGCGUGGGAUGACCAGUGGCGUGGUAGCUUGCGUGUAUUGCGCCCGCGCGGCCCAGACGAGUCUGUGCCGCGCAAGAAAUACCCCGACGCACCGGCGGAAGAGCAGCGCUAA
Molecule: messenger RNA, 1524 nt
Organism: Malassezia vespertilionis
Lineage: Eukaryota; Fungi; Basidiomycota; Malasseziomycetes; Malasseziales; Malasseziaceae
Gene: TIM54
Product: mitochondrial import inner membrane translocase subunit tim54
Exons: 1
Coding region: 1-1524 (507 amino acids)
Source: RefSeq, a predicted model, not a curated record